ACGAAUUAUAUUAUUGUAGAAGAAGAAAAAAAAAGUAUGGUGGGAAGUGGGAACAGUUAGACAGGUAAAUUCGAAUAAAACGACAGCGUUUUUGGCUAGGACAAUAAAAGUUGAAGACGUCGGCUUGAGAAGAAGUAGAAGUGACGACGAAAAGAAAGGGGAAAAAAAAAAGGAAGGAAAAAAGUGAAAACCGUCGGCUUGAGAAGGAACUUUGAUAUUUGGUGACUCUUGAAAAAAGCAAGCUCUUUCUUCUUCCUUCUUUCGCUUUUUUCACACCUCAAAAUCAAAGAUCCGAAACACGAUUUCGGAGGAAGCUUCGAUUCUGUGUGUUUGAUUCUUCCUCUUUUUUGUUUUUUGUUUUUUUGUUCUAUCCCGUUUCGAAGCGAGCUCUGAUUCUCGUUCCUGUCUACUUUUUUUCAGACCUAUUUUCAGAUCUGAAAUAGUUGUGUUUGAGAAGCGGGAUUGGUGAUCGGAGCUGGAAUUUGGUUGGUAAUCGGAGGUCAGAGAGAAGUCAACGGAUAUGCCGGAGGAAGAAUCGAUAGAUAUCAAAUUCAGGUUGUACGAUGGCUCCGAUAUCGGGCCUUUUCGGUAUUCUGCGGCUUCUACUGUUGACUUUUUGAAGCAGAGGGUCGUCUCUGAUUGGCCCAAAGGCAAAACAGUUGUUCCAAAGGGGAUAAACGAAGUGAAGCUGAUAAGCUCGGGUAAGAUCUUGGAGAACAACAAGACUGUUGGGCAGUGUAAGACACCAUUUGGAGAUAUUGCUGGUGGAGUCAUUGUGAUGCAUGUUGUUGUACAGCCUUCUCUAGCUAAAUCCAAAACAGAGAAGAAGGUUGAUAAAGCACCAAAGGCAGUAAUCUGCACAUGCACCAUUUUGUGAAGGGAGGAAGACCAAUGUAUCUAUCAUACACAUCGUUUCAAUUCUUCCGGUACAGAAGAAAACAAAAUCAAAAAAAGAAAGCUAAAAGUAAAGUAAAGCUUCCCUUUAAGCUGUGGAGUUAUUUAUCAUCUUUGAAUGUGUAGAAAAUGAACUAUAAAUUCUUUUCAAGUAACUCUUUGUCCCUUAUUUGUUUUUUCUUCUUACUUUCCCAAUGUAUGGAAGCUGUAUAGGUUACUAGGUCCAUUACGUUACGUGUGAUGAAGAUAAUUAUAUAUCUAUCUAUUUUUAAAAAAGAUUGUGCCUUUGUAUUUUUCGUUCUUCC
Molecule: messenger RNA, 1199 nt
Organism: Arabidopsis thaliana (thale cress)
Lineage: Eukaryota; Viridiplantae; Streptophyta; Magnoliopsida; Brassicales; Brassicaceae
Gene: ATGP4
Product: Ubiquitin family protein
Exons: 3
Coding region: 521-877 (118 amino acids)
Cellular component (GO): plasma membrane
Source: RefSeq, marked reviewed